AGAGAUAAGCAAAGAUUACAUAACAGCGGCAAGAGAGGCAUGUUACCGAACCGAAUGUGUGAGGCACUGCGACCCUUGUUAUCCACUCUGGGAGGCAACUUGAAGGCGGGACGUGCAAUAGUCCGUGACGUGAGAUUCCGUUCAGUUCUGGUGGAAGAUACCAUGAGUGGAGAAAACCGCAUGGACACCUGGCAAGAAAGGUGGAAAGAAGGCAGAACAGGAUGGCAGCUAUCAGACGUCCACUUUGGCCUUGAGAAUCAUGCAUCCAAGUUGUUGCCCAAACCUGAGCGUCGGAUCUUGGUGCCGCUCUGUGGAAAGACCGUGGAUAUUGAGUGGUUGUACAGAGAAGGGCACACAGUGGUGGGCAUAGAAGGAAUAGAGCAACCAAUAGUUGAGUUCUUCUCAGAGCGCAACUUGCCCUACACCACUGACCACUUGACGUGGGCUAAAGUGUUCAAGACGGAGGAUGAUCGACUUAGGAUGUACUGCUGUGACAUUUUCAAGAUGGAUAUGGAAAGCUUAGGAAAAUUUGAUGCCAUCUGGGAUAGGGGCUCGCUGGUUGCCAUAUAUGAGGAGGACAGAGAAAAGUAUGCCCAAAUGAUUAAGGCUCUACUGGCUCCAGAUUUUCGUUACAUGAUCAGCGCUACUCAGUACACCCCAAAUGAAGGUUUUAGUGGGCCACCAAGGAACAUUCCAACAGCUUUACUGGAAAAAUUAUUUGGUGAUGUGUGUGAGUUGCAAGUGCUGGAGGAAAGUAUCAGACCCAAAGAAACCCUCGAGCACUGGGGUCUUGAUUACUUUGUGGAGGCGUUGCUGCUGCUCACUCCAAGGUCAUGAGCCAACACUGGACUCCCUUACAAGUAUUGUAUGAUGGUGGUAAGGAGGAUGAAGUUGAAUUUACCACACUAAACAAUUAUUCACUAUAUCUAAGCAAGCUCUGAAUAUGAAACAGUUACUGAACACAUGUUACUUACAGAAGACAUUAUCUUAGUCCUCUAAAGUGGCUUAACCAUCCCUUGCUGUAGUGAUGGCAGCUAUGGGGGUGGGUGGGAUCAUCCAACCACCCACACAGUGCUAAUAAUGUUAAGAAACAAUGAAUAGGAAAUAAACACUCAGGUCUUGGGGUUUGGAUCCUGCUUGAUCUGGAUCCUUGCUAGUUAACCCACUUUGUAACAUUUUAUAACUUAGAAUGAGUUAGUAAUAUUACCCAAUUGCCAUUUUGUCGUCAUCAAUGUUAUGUUGCUCCCAGGAAUUCAAUAAUAAGUUUUCAACAUGCUCCUGCCGUCCAUAGAAAAUAAACUUUAUACUGCUGUGUUGUAUUAGGUUGGGUUUAAAUCUCAAUCACAUUCAAUCUGUAGACCUACUUCACUGGCAGUGUUAGUGACAGAGAAGUCCCGAUGUUUGUGUUAUCACAGAAGGUGUUAUCCACCUGACUUGCUCAAGUUUAGGCCAGGUCAAGUGGUUGUGUUUGAGAAUCAGAAGAGGGGUCAUGUGGCCUCUCUUUUAGGCUAACACCUAGCUAUGUUACUUAUAAUACCUCCACUUGGGUAUUAUUAUAUUUACUUUCAUAUGUUUCACUCUGGGCAUACUCAGGGAUGGUAUGUAAAAUAAUAAAUUUUCUCUUCCUCUCAUGUAAUGGUCCAAGCCAGAAUAGAGGUGAUCCAGUCAUUUUACUACAUUGAAAAGGAACUGCUAAAAUGCACUCAUGUUGACUUAGGGGCUGUAUGUAAGUGACAGACCAAUCACCCGCACCACAUGUUGGGAGAGAUUCCUGUUUGUGACAACCAAUACCUGCAGAUAUGAGCCUGGCUGGCCAAAACCACAUUUUGACCUGAAGAGAGGAUGAGUGGCAGUGGGAGUGGGUGUCGUGAGAGAGACUAACGUGAGGAGUGUAAGUGAGAGUGACACUGGGUGUGUGUAUGACUGUGUAGAUGUUUUUGUUUGAUUUUAUUUUCAUGUGGGAGGAAGUAAAUACAUUAUGAAAACUUACAGAA
This is a messenger RNA of Portunus trituberculatus (swimming crab), 1994 nucleotides long. Its product is annotated as thiopurine S-methyltransferase-like. NCBI's taxonomy places the organism in Eukaryota, Metazoa, Arthropoda, Malacostraca, Decapoda, Portunidae. The transcript is spliced from 6 exons. Gene Ontology annotation, molecular function: thiopurine S-methyltransferase activity. The coding region runs from base 40 to 837 and encodes 265 amino acids. The record is from RefSeq and is a predicted model, not a curated record.